AUGACUAACUGGGCAAUUGAGCUUAGUGAGUACGAUAUAGCAUAUGAAAGUCGAAAGGCCAUCAAGUCACAAGCUCUGGCCGACUUCAUAAUGGAGCUGACACCAUUAAACCCGGAACAUGAGGAGUCUGGGGGGGCAUGGAAGGUCUACAUGGAUAGAUCCUCCAACAAUAAAGGAAGUGGAGCUGGAAUCAUACUAGAAAGCCCAGAAGAAGUAACAAUUGAACACUUCUUGAACUUGGGAUUCCCAACUUCAAAUAAUCAAGCUGAGUAUGAAGCUUUGAUAGCCGGGUUGAUGCAAGCUAAAGAACACGGAGCUAGAAAGGUUCAAGUCUUCAGUGACUCACAGCUGGUGACUUCGCAAAUAGAAGGAAAAUACCAGGCCAAAGGUCCUCUGUUGAUGAAGUACUUGAGUAAAGUUCAGGAAAUGAUGGCCGAUUUUGAUGAGGUGCAGGUCACUCACAUCCCUCGAGGGGAGAAUAGCCGAGCUGACAUCUUGUCAAAGUUGGCAAGCACCAAAAGUCUGGGUAACCACAGAACUGUGGUUCAACAAAGCAUAGCAAUGCCGAGUUGCAUGAUGGUGAUAACCUUGGCACAUGACUGGAGGAAACCCAUAGUGGAUUACCUGGAAAAAGGAAUAUUGUCAGAAGAUCAUCUGGAAUCUAGAAAGCUGGUCCGAGAUGCGGCACAAUACACAAUUGUGAAUGACAAGCUAUUUAGAAAGGGUUUGCACAUGGGGAUGCUAAAGUGUAUGAGCUCGGAAGGAGCAGAAUAUGUCCUCACCGAGAUCCCUGAAGGAAUCAACGGCCAUCACAUGGAAGGAAAAGCCCUUAGAGCUGGUUAUUACUGGCCGACAAUGGAGGCAGACUCUGAAGAACACGUCAAGAAAUGUGACAGCUGCCAGAAGCAUGCCAGAUCUGGAAUACCAGCCGAGGUGGUCACUGAUAAUGGAACACAAUUUGCUGAUAAGAGAUUUCAACAAUUAAUGAAAGACCUGCAAGUCGCACAUCGCUUCGCAUCUGUGGAACACCCACAAUCGAAUGGGCAAGCCGAAGCAGCCAACAAAGGUUACAGAACAAGUACCCAAACUGCGACAGGUGAAACCCCUUACAGACUAACGCAUGGAUGUGAAGCCAUGAUUCCGGUGGAAGUUGGAGAACCCUCCUGGAGAAGACUGAAUAGUCUUGAACAGGGCGAGCAACAAAACAACAAGCUGCUUACUGAAGAGUUAGAUCUUGUAGACGAAGCCAGGGUUACAGCUCACUGCCGGGAUAUGAUGAGCAAACAACAAACAACGACAAAGUAUAAUAAAAAAGUGAGACUAAGAAUCUUUGAGAAAAAUGACUUGGUACUCAGUAAAGCAGAUAUUGGCAAUAAAAAUGCCAGAGAUGGAAAGCUAGCUGCAAACUGGGAAGGCCCGUAUCGGGUUAAAGAGAAGCUCAGGAAAGGAGCUUACGUCCUAGAAGCAAUAGAAGGCAAAGGAAUCAAGAGAACCUGGAAUGCGGAUAAGCUGAAGAUAUACUACAGCUAA
Gastrolobium bilobum is the source of this 1530-nucleotide messenger RNA. RefSeq lists its product as uncharacterized. The record is from RefSeq and is a predicted model, not a curated record. The transcript is spliced from 3 exons. NCBI's taxonomy places the organism in Eukaryota, Viridiplantae, Streptophyta, Magnoliopsida, Fabales, Fabaceae. Gene Ontology annotation, molecular function: RNA-DNA hybrid ribonuclease activity; nucleic acid binding. The coding region runs from base 1 to 1530 and encodes 509 amino acids. Gene Ontology annotation, biological process: DNA integration.